UUCAUUUGUUUCCUGUAGCAAGGCGUAACAGUGGCGAGCUAGUUAGUGAUAGCACUAGCUGCAGAAAUUUGACAUUUCAUUGUUGACGUUCAACCUUUUCGAUGGCAAACAUGGCUGAGUUGGAGAGAUCCGAGAGAUCCGAUGGAAAGAUUGUGAAAAUGGAGGUUGAUUACAGUUCUACUGUAGAACAACGCAUUCCCGAGUGCGAGAAAAUGGCAAAAGAGGGCAGACUGCAGGAGGCCAUUGAGAGCUUGUUGUCUCUGGAGAAGCAAACACGAACGGCGUCGGACAUGGUGUCUACUUCUAAAAUCCUGGUUACAGUGGUGCAGAUGUGCCAUGAUGCCAAGGACUGGGAUGCUCUGAACGAGAACAUCAUGCUUCUCUCCAAGAGAAGGAGUCAGCUCAAACAGGCUGUUGCAAAGAUGGUUCAGGAAUGUUACAAGUAUGUGGACGAAGUGACUGAUCUCCCAAUCAAGUUAAGGCUCAUUGACACGCUACGCACUGUGACUGCCGGCAAGAUCUAUGUGGAGAUUGAGCGAGCCAGGUUGACACGUACCUUAGCCAACAUCAAGGAGAAGAGUGGAGAGGUCACAGAGGCAGCUGCCAUUCUUCAGGAGCUCCAGGUCGAGACGUACGGCUCCAUGGAGAAGAAGGAGAAGGUGGAGUUCAUCCUGGAACAGAUGAGACUGUGCAUCGCGGUCAAGGACUACAUCCGCACCCAAAUCAUCAGCAAGAAGAUCAACACCAAGUUCUUCACGGAGGAGGGCACCGAGGAGUCCAAGCUGAAGUACUACAACCUGAUGAUCCAGGUGGACCUGCAUGAAGGCUCCUACGUGUCCAUCUGCAAACAUUACCGGGCCAUUUACGACACCCCCUGCAUCCUGGAGGACAACUCCAAGUGGCAACAGGCUCUCAAGAGCGUGGUGCUGUACGUGAUCCUGGCUCCCUACGACAACGAGCAGUCCGACCUGGUGCACAGAAUCAACGCUGACAAGAAAUUGGAAGAAAUCCCCAAAUACAAGGACCUCCUGAAGCAGUUCACCACCAUGGAGCUGAUGCGCUGGGCCGCCUUGGUGGAGGAUUAUGGGAAGGAGCUGAGGGAGGGCUCCCCCGACAGCCCGGCCACCGACGUCUUCGACUGCACAGAGGACGGGGAGAAGAGGUGGAAGGACCUCAAGAACCGCGUGGUGGAACAUAACAUAAGAAUUAUGGCCAAGUAUUACACCAGGAUCACAAUGAAGAGGAUGGCAGGACUUCUCGACCUCUCAGUCGAUGAGUCUGAAGAGUUCCUUUCUAACCUGGUUGUCAACAAGACCAUUUACGCAAAGGUGGACCGGCUAGCCGGCAUUAUCAACUUCCAGAGACCCAAGGACCCCAACGACCUCCUGAAUGACUGGUCUCACAAACUCAACUCCCUCAUGUCCCUGGUCAACAAAACCACACAUCUCAUCGCCAAAGAGGAGAUGAUCCACAAUCUGCAGUAAUCGCAAAACCAAGAGCAUCGUUUUUUUUUCUCAUUUGUUUUUUUUUUUUUUCAAUAAACA
Molecule: messenger RNA, 1544 nt
Organism: Hypomesus transpacificus
Lineage: Eukaryota; Metazoa; Chordata; Actinopteri; Osmeriformes; Osmeridae
Gene: psmd12
Product: proteasome 26S subunit, non-ATPase 12
Exons: 11
Coding region: 102-1484 (460 amino acids)
Cellular component (GO): proteasome regulatory particle, lid subcomplex; nuclear proteasome complex; cytoplasm
Source: RefSeq, a predicted model, not a curated record